Molecule: messenger RNA, 900 nt
Organism: Arabidopsis thaliana (thale cress)
Lineage: Eukaryota; Viridiplantae; Streptophyta; Magnoliopsida; Brassicales; Brassicaceae
Product: ubiquitin carboxyl-terminal hydrolase-like protein
Exons: 1
Coding region: 167-571 (134 amino acids)
Source: RefSeq, marked reviewed
GAGCCAGCGAAGAUUUUUUCUGAUUGGGGAAAAACCUAAGUGAAGAAGAGAGACAAUACAACAACAACAACAACAACAACAACAACACAAAAGCAGACCUCAAUUUCUUCACAAUUCUGAUCUGGGUUUUGAGAAAUUCGGAAUCUUUCUUUUUCUCGUUUGGUUAAUGCCUGGGAAUCACAGUGAGAUUUCAUUGAAUGAACAAAACAGAGUCGAUGAUAACGAUACCAAGACGAAGACGACGACAAGGAAGAAGAAGAAGAAGAAAGAUGUAACAAUCGUUGAUGAUGACGAUAAUCAAUUCGAUACCACCAAUCAAUUGGUAAAGAGUAAGAAUCGAUUUUUAGGUAAGUUUCGUAAGAAACCCAAAUCGCCAAAACGAUGGUCUGGGUCGCGUAAAGGUGGGUGCUUUCGUGUGAUGAGACCUCGAAGGAGAGAAGGAGGUGAUGAUGAUUCUUCGGUUUCGUCUCCAGUUUCUGAUCCUAAUGAUGAAAGGUUUAGUCAUGAGAUGUUGAGAGUUAUGUUAGAGACUAAUGAUUUCUGCUCUGAUGAGUGUAAUCCACAUCGGUGAAUAUUUUGUAUGUUUCGUUAUUGGGAUUUGGGGUUGCUUGAUUCUUAUAUUUAUAGAUUUUUUGGUUUUGGGUUUCUUUCUUUGGAUCAAUCUGUAUAGAAUCUCUCCAUCAAAUGGCUAUGAGUGUUUUGUUUCUUAUGUUUUAGACCAGUGAUGAUUCUUUAAAAGGGCAAUUGUGUAUUGAAUCAGAUUUGUUAUCGGUAGAUUUCAUUUAGUUGAGUUAGCUUUGUGGGAGAUGAUCAAACUUAUAGUAAGUUCAAUGUAUUUAGAUUAAGAUUGGCUUCAGUGCAGAGUAAAUUUAGAUGAUUUUUUUGUCUCUCUAAUGUGCC